AUGGAGUUGUCCGAAGAGAGGCCGGAAGGGGCCCAAGAUCCUGUGGAAACUGAGGAGAAAACGGGCUUGGAGGUGCCCGAUGUCUCCGAGGCAGGGAACCCAGACGGUGUGGGGCAGGAGGAUAUGGCUUCGACUGCCCAGCCGUCGGAAGGCGCAGAGCGCGGCGAGGCCGCGGAGACUGAGCCGGGACGCAUGGAGGAGGCGGGGGAGGCGGAGGAGGCGGAGGAAGCGGAGGAGGCGGAGGAGGCGGGGGAAGCGGAGGAGGCGGAAGAGGCCGAGGAGGCCGAGGAGGUCGAACGCGCCGAACAGUACGAGGGAGAAGCCGACGAGGAUGAAGAGGAGGCUGUGGAGGAGGAGAUGCCGUCGACCCUCUCGGACGCCGGAGAGACCAGCACGGGCGGAGUUCCGGAGUCAAUUGAAGGCCGCCACGAGGACUGGGUACCGGGCCGGGAGAGCGACGAGUUCCUGGAUUCCCACGAGAGGGACGAGGACUUAUACGAACAGGAAGAGGAGGCCGAGGAGGCUCUCGAUGAGGAGGAGCUGAAGCUCCAGGAGCAGCAGCUGCGCAGCGAGCUCAUGGAGCAGUAUCGCGGGCUGCUUUCGGAGCGCAACCGGAUCCACCAGUACAACAUCCACCUGCAGCACAAGAUCUCCCACGCCCUGCGCAAGAAGAAGAGCGCUGAACCCGGCGUGGAGGUGGCGGAGAAGACCGCCUCGGAGCAGGACACCCCCGAGAAGGAGCAGGCCUACCAGCGCUACUUGAGCUCGUUGGAGGAGCUCAAGAAGCAGCACAGCGAGGACGUGGAGUGGUACCAGCGCGAGCUCGAGCAGCUGCGGCAGCACUGCCAGGAGAAGCUGGCCCAGGUGGAGAAGGAGUGGAAGACCUUCCAGGCCCUCAAGAAGCAGGUAAUGCUGCAGGCCAUGGGCAGUUGCCGUGUGACGGGCGGCAAGCCGGCGGCCCAGCGCGAGGUGGAGCAGAUCCAGGCCAACGAGGACCGCAAGGAGAAGGAGAUGAGUGCUGUGCGCCUGGAGAACGUGCAGCUCAAGCAGUGCCUGGCCCACCUGGAGGCCAGGAUGAAGGCACAGGAGGAGAUGACAGAGGGACUGCACCUCAUCGACUUCGAGCAGCUCAAGAUAGAGAACCAGACCUUCAAUGAGAAGGUGGAGGAACGCAACGAGGAGCUCCUAAAACUGCACUACAAAGUCACCAGCAACGUCCAAAUAAUCACCCACGUGAAGGAGAAAUUACAGUUUGUGGAAUUGGGAAAUUUGCGCCUCAAGUCAGAGCUUAUGGAUAUUGAUGCUCAGGUGGCCCAGAAGAGGGACAUCUUGACCAAGACUAAGAAGGCCAGAGACAGCCUGCGAGUUGAUAAUAUCAAGUUACAUCAGAAGUGUGGACUUGUGGGCAAAGAAAUGCUCCUUCUGGACCUGGAGCAAAAGGUGGAACAAACCGAAUUGCUCAGCCAGCGGCUAGAAACACUUAAACGCCAGCAUGCGGGGCUGACACUCUCUUGCAAAGGACUCAAACAGAAAAUAAAGGAAUCCAAAGCGUUCCUACCAUCCUGA
Molecule: messenger RNA, 1566 nt
Organism: Trichosurus vulpecula (common brushtail)
Lineage: Eukaryota; Metazoa; Chordata; Mammalia; Diprotodontia; Phalangeridae
Gene: CFAP184
Product: coiled-coil domain containing 96
Exons: 1
Coding region: 1-1566 (521 amino acids)
Biological process (GO): cilium assembly
Cellular component (GO): axoneme; ciliary basal body
Source: RefSeq, a predicted model, not a curated record